UGUGAAAAACGCGACGCUGUCAGGUCGAGCCGCUUCCCUUUCGCACAUGCAUGCGACCUCUACAGCUGUGAGAUAAUAGUUGGUUUCUAAAGCUUUCUGUAUGCAGAACAGAUGACAAUGCUUCUUCUGAGGAGAGCUGCGCAGGCGGCGGUGAGGACCAAUCAGAGCAGGUCGUUCUCUGCGUCACAGACUCACCUGAACCACAGGAAGGGUCUGGUGCUGGGAGUGUUUGAGAAGGAGGGAGAGGAGGGCAGCCUUCAUCUGACGGAAGCAGCUGCAGGUUUUGACCAGAGUCUGUCUGGGAAACUCUCCGAACUGCUGAAAAUCUCUGGUCCAGCUCUGAAGAAAGGCAAAAGCAGAGUAUUUUAUGGAAUUCACAAGGACUUCCCGUGUGUCGCGGUAGUCGGGCUGGGUAAGAGCAGUGCAGGUGUGUGUGGGACCGAGAACUGGGACGUCAGCAAAGAGAGCAUCAGACAGGCGGUGUCGGCUGGCUGCCGGUUGCUUCAGGACCUGGAGGUGAACCACGUGCAGGUGGACGCCUGCGGUGACGCCCAGUCGGCAGCAGAAGGCGCCACUCUGGGUUUGUUUCAGUACGACCAACUCAAAUCCAAGAAGAAGACCAAAGUGACCACACAGCUUCAUGGAAGUGCUGACUCGGCCGGUUGGGAGAAAGGACUCAUGUAUGCUGAAGGCCAAAACCUGGCACGGCUGCUCAUGGAGGCUCCAGCCAAUCACAUCACUCCGACCGCUUUUGCCAACACUAUCGAAGAGAAACUAGCGGCGCACGCUGAACGAGUCACAAUAAACAAAAGAUCUCAGGCUUGGAUAGAGGAGCAACAGAUGGGAGCGUUUCUCAGCGUGUCCAAAGGUUCAGAGGAGCCCCCCGUCUUCCUGGAGCUACAUUACAACGGUUCUCCCGACAGCACGCAGGCCCCGCUGCUCUUAGUGGGCAAGGGCAUCACCUUUGACAGUGGUGGUAUUUCUCUGAAGCCGUCUCCUUCCAUGGAUGCAAUGAGAGCUGAUAUGGGAGGAGCUGCCACCGUGUGUGCGUCUAUUGUCACAGCAGUAGCUCUGAAACUGCCCAUCAACAUUAUUGGUCUGGCUCCCCUGUGUGAGAACAUGCCCAGUGGAAAAGCUACUAAACCAGGUGAUGUUGUCACAGCCAAAAAUGGAAAAACAAUCCAGGUUGAUAAUACAGACGCAGAAGGCCGACUGAUUCUCGCUGACGCACUGUGUUAUGGGCACACCUUCAACCCCAGAGCCAUUGUCAAUGUUGCUACACUAACAGGUGCGAUGGAUGUGGCUCUCGGCUCAGCAGCAACUGGAGUCUUUACUAACUCUGACUGGCUCUAUGAGCAGCUGCACAAGGCUAGUGUUGUGACGGGUGACAGAGUGUGGCGAAUGCCUUUGUUCCAGCACUACACCAGACAGGUGACUGACAGCCAGCUGGCUGACCUCAACAACAUCGGCAAGUACAGCCGUUCUGGCGGGGCAUGCACAGCAGCAGCAUUCCUGAGAGAGUUUGUCACAGCUCCUCAUUGGGCCCAUCUGGACAUCGCUGGUGUGAUGAGUAACAAAGAUGAAGUUCCCUACCUGAGGAAAGGAAUGUCUGGGAGACCAACGCGUACGCUGGUGGAGUUUGCUGCCGGACUGGCGCACAACGGCUGAGAGUUUGACACAUUAUCAGAUCGGACACGAGACAGAGAGCUUCUUCUCUGGCAAGAUUCGAUAGUGAUCUCACAACACAGACAGGAAGAAAGUCAGUAUUCUGAAACAGUGUCAUUUCCAUGGAAGAGCUCUGAAUAUGUUGGCGGUGAUUCAUAGCUGUAUUUUGUAUGAAAGGUUUUUUCCAGGCCACAGUUUAGGAAAGGUUCACCUCUCUAGCUCUCUAGUAACUACAUAGUUCACAUAAUUUAUAAGUAUAUGUAUAAAUAAACUCUAAGAUUUUAA
Dicentrarchus labrax (European seabass) is the source of this 1950-nucleotide messenger RNA. RefSeq names its product leucine aminopeptidase 3 (gene lap3). Gene Ontology annotation, cellular component: cytoplasm. The transcript is spliced from 13 exons. NCBI's taxonomy places the organism in Eukaryota, Metazoa, Chordata, Actinopteri, Moronidae. Gene Ontology annotation, molecular function: manganese ion binding; metalloaminopeptidase activity. The coding region runs from base 112 to 1668 and encodes 518 amino acids. Gene Ontology annotation, biological process: proteolysis. The record is from RefSeq and is a predicted model, not a curated record.